CGGUGCUGACGCCAUCAGUGCGCGCGGCAGAGGUGCGGGGCGAUGGCUCCGUCGCGGAAGCGGCGGCCCAAGGGGCAGCUGGGGGCGGCGGAACGGGCCAAGAGACCCCGCGGAGAUGGGCGGCAGCUGGAGGCCGGCAUGCACGGCAUCCUCAUCACCUGCAACAUGAACGAGCGCAAGUGCGUGGGGGAGGCCUACAGCCUCCUCGGAGAGUACGGGGACCUCCUCUACGGGCCCGAGCAGUUUUCAGAUCAGGAGGAGCAGAUGCCUGGAAGCAGGAAGGAGGAGGAUGAGGAUGAUGUUGAGGCUGCCCUGAAGAAGGAGGUGGGGCAGCUCCGUGCCUCAGCGGAGCAGAAGCUGCAGCGGUUCCAGUCAGUGGAGAGUGGUGCCAACAACGUGGUGUUCAUCAGGACCCAAGGCAUAGAACCUGAGAACCUGGUGCACCAUAUUUUAAAGGACAUGCACACCACUAAAAAGAACAAAACAAGAGCAAUCCUGCGCAUGCUCCCUGUCUCUGGAACCUGCAAGGCUUUUAUGGAGGAUAUGAAAAAAUACACAGAAACCUUUUUUGAGCCUUGGUUUAAAGCCCCUAACAAGGGGACUUUUCAGAUUGUUUACAAAGCUCGAAAUAACAGUCAUAUGAGUAGGGAAGAAGUCAUUAAGGAACUGGCAGGAAUUGUGGGCAGCCUCAAUCCAGAAAACAAAGUUGAUCUUAAUAACCCAGAGUAUACCAUUCUGGUGGAAAUAAUAAAAACAGUCUGCUGCUUGAGUGUGGUGAGAGACUAUGUCCUGUUCAGAAAGUACAAUCUGCAGGAGGUGGUGAGGAGCAAUAAAGAAGACACACAAAAAAACCCAUCCAGCCUGACAGAAGAACAGAACUCCAAGGUAGUAAAACCAGAAACUGAGGAAGAGAAAAGCUCCAAAGAAGUAAAACAAGAGAACAAGAAUCAAGGUGAAACAGAAGCUGAGCCCAAGGGGAAUGAUACACUGCUGGUGUAGAAAAUGUGGUAUAAGGGAAAGGUAAACACAGGGAAAACUUAAAAAAAAGUUGCCUGAGGGUCUAAAAGGGCAUUUUAAAGAAGAAAGUGGGUUUUGUUUUGAAAUCUUUUUUUUUUUUUAAAUCCACAUGUGUAGGAAUUUCAGUGCUCCCUGCAGGUGGAGCUGACAUUGCAGCAGAUAGGAGUUCCCAGGAGUGCAGUCACCUUUGUGGUGAAGCUUCCUGUCACUCUCCUGUGGCUUUGUUCUGCAUUCUCUGGACCUAGCACAACAUGCAGAAGUGUGUGCAUGUGCAUGCACGUGUCAUUGUGGCCAUCCUGACAUCCUGACCCUCCCUUCUUGUAUCUGCUGGUAUAUUUGCUGCUCUUUCCAAAGACUUAAUACAUGGGGAGGGGGGGUCAUUAUGUCUUUUUUUGUUUAUAUUUUUUCUUAGGUAUCAAAAUUUGAAUUUAAAUACUGUUUGGAUACUCCUUAUGAAAGGAGCUCUCCAUUAUGCCAUACUGGAUAAGGGGAGUUAAGGUUAAUUUUUUUGUAGUUUUAGCUUUACAGCAUUCAUUUUGUUUCAUAUUGAAAGUAAUAUCAGUGAUUCUUUCUGUUGUCUGUUACACCAAUUCUUGAUAUCCCAGUGACUUCUAAAAAAACCUGAAGUAGUGCAGCUGUAACCUGCUUUCCAGAAGGGAUGUGAGUAUGCUUCCUAUUCAACUCUCUAACUUUAGUCUUUAAUUUCUAGCAUAAAAGCCUGUGGUUUGCUUAUGGAAAAAGAAUUAUCUUGAAGAACACCACUUGUUCAAUUGUCUUGUUUUAGUGAAAAGGAUGUGUUCAAGUCUCCCAACAGCAUUUAAUUUAUAUUUGACUAUUUUCUCAAAGUUGUUUUACAAGUUGGAAAAUUAAGAUGAAUUUUCUUCUCUAAUCCUGUCUCCCUUUCUUCCAUUUAUUAAAACUGCUUUCUUACCUCCA
Messenger RNA from Calypte anna (Anna's hummingbird), 1953 nucleotides. It is a transcript of the gene THUMPD1, whose product is annotated as THUMP domain containing 1. Gene Ontology annotation, molecular function: RNA binding. NCBI's taxonomy places the organism in Eukaryota, Metazoa, Chordata, Aves, Apodiformes, Trochilidae. Gene Ontology annotation, biological process: tRNA modification. The coding region runs from base 43 to 999 and encodes 318 amino acids. The transcript is spliced from 4 exons. The record is from RefSeq and is a predicted model, not a curated record.